AUGGACGAAAACUUCACAAAAAAGAGUGAGAUCGAAAGGAAAAAUGAUGGCGUGGUUAUUGAUUCAGUGCUAAUGCAUAAAGCUACACCAGAAUAUCUCCAAGAACUGCUCAAAGACAAAAGACAGCUACAGAAUUUUCCAAACAUCUUUUUACAUUUAGAGUUCAUUCUGGAAAAAGAAAUUACGCGUGUUAGGCAGAAGCUUUUUCAUUUAAAUGAGUCUGUGAAGAAGACUGAGAAUGAACUUCCGAUGCCAUCAGGUAACAUUGUAUCGCUACAAGAGAAAGUGUUUGUCCCAGUAAAAGAAAAUCCGAACUAUAACUUUGUUGGACGACUUCUUGGUCCAAGAGGUUUAACAGCUAAACAGCUUGAGCAAGAUUUGGAGUGCAAGAUCAUGGUCAGAGGCAAAGGAUCAUUAAGAGACAAACGAAAGGAGGACUUAAACAGGGGCAAACCAAACUGGGAACACUUAGAUGAAGAGCUCCAUGUUUUGGUGAGCGUUGAAGACUUUGAAAGUCGUGCAGCAAUAAAACUCAGGAGAGCUUCUGAAACAAUCCGUGCAUUUCUUGAACAAGGAGUACGAACGCCAGAAAAUGAGGACAGACUGAAACAAUUACAGCUAAUGGAAUUAGCUGUUCUAAACGAUAAAGAUCGUCAGCAAGCUCAUAUCCAACAGGUUCAACAGCAUCAACAGCUUAUCCUACAGCAUCAGUCACUCACAGUGUUGAAUCAUCAGGCAGCGGCGGCUGCAGCAGCCGCAGCCGCAGCUGCCGCUCAUAUACUUCCAUCGAAUAAAUACCCUUCGAAUAAUCUUCUACCUCAAAUUCAAUCACAAGUGCUUCCUGUAUCAUUAACAACAAAUUGUCUACUGCCUGGAUCAGCAGUAAACUCAAGUUUGCCUCAAAUGACUUCAGUGCAUUCCAUAUCAAAUAAUCAAUUAUCUCAUUCUCUUCCGUCUUUCAGUUCAACGAAUUUAACCACCACUUAUUUACCAAAUACUAAUUUAUCUGGAUUAUUGUAUCCUUUAACAGCGAAUGCAGCUUUUUCAGCUGCUGCUGCCGCUGCCGGUAGUACAGGAUCGUCAACAAACAAUGGACAGAUUAAUCUUAAUUUACCAUUAAGUCAAAUUGCCAGUAGUUUAACUGGAAAUGGACUAUCUGGAUUGUCUUUACCAAUCGGUUCUAGCUUACAAACAGCUAGUCAUGAUCAAUUAGCUGCUGUAGCAGCUGCUCUCCUGGGUGGAAAUACAACUGGAAAUAUUGGUGCAAGUGGAUCCAAUCUUCAUUUAUCAAAUGGCAAUGUUAGUAGUUAUGCGUCUAACAUGAAUUCAGUUGGUCAUAAUUACCCCAUGACUUCACAUUCAUCUUCACUUUCAGAUGCUGUAAAUAUCCUAGAAUAUAAUAAUUCAUCAACUGUACAAGACGGCAGUUCAGGACCCUUAAAACUACGUUCUGUGCAAGCCUCAUCAACUACACGUUGCAACGAGAAUGAUGAUAACAUCUGUAUUCUUAGUUUUAUGAUAAAAAAACUGGAUCUGGUUACUCCCAUGACAAAUAAACAGCUGUGA
Trichobilharzia regenti is the source of this 1566-nucleotide messenger RNA. NCBI's taxonomy places the organism in Eukaryota, Metazoa, Platyhelminthes, Trematoda, Strigeidida, Schistosomatidae. The record is from the annotation of a GenBank genome assembly.